AUGCAGGCACCUCCUCGAGGUCCGGCACCGCUUCAGAGGGAAGACGACUGCUUGGUCGGAGAUGCCAGCUGCGACUUCUUCACCGAUAUCCCCCCGCCUGAAGGGUGCUUCGUAGGCAUUCUCGGGUGGCUUUUGACCUGUCGCCAAGCAUACCUCGACGGCGUUGAUGUGCUGUACGCUACAAAUACCAUUCGGCUGCACGGGACGCACAUAUUCUACAACCUGCCCAAGCUCAUUUCCCAGCCGCGCCUUGGCGACAUCUCCACCGUCUCUCUUUUCUGGGAUUUGGGGCAACCUGGUUUCUGCGGAACGUAUCGUAUCCCUCAAGAGUUCAUCGGCCUUGAGGGCCUCGAGACUCUUGUCAACAUCCUGCCGGCUUCGCUACCCGGCGUGAGACGCCUGCAUCUCUCCCUCUUUGGGUUCUGGUGGCAAGACCUCCAGCUCCGUGCUCGUGGAAAGCGGUCUGAAGAGAUGUUUCGCGCUACCGAGGAUCUUUUACAAACAACCCUGACUGGCCUGGUAAAGCUGCCAUCACUCGCCGACUGCAGGAUAUCUCUCCCCUUCAGCAUCUAUCAGCCAUGGGUAGAGGAAGCCACGGAUACGACUACAGCUUCGGGUGAUGUCGCUGUACAAACUUUGUGGCGUGAGUUGCCGCGAGGUAUCGGCUCAAGUGGCCAGACGGAAGCCAGCAUAACGGGCUAUUGGGUGCAUAGCGGCGUCCAAGACUUGCCCAAAGAGCAGUUGUUUGGCAAUUAUUGA
Akanthomyces muscarius is the source of this 759-nucleotide messenger RNA. RefSeq lists its product as uncharacterized. The transcript has a single exon. The coding region runs from base 1 to 759 and encodes 252 amino acids. The record is from RefSeq and is a predicted model, not a curated record. Lineage: Eukaryota; Fungi; Ascomycota; Sordariomycetes; Hypocreales; Cordycipitaceae.